UUCAUCAAAAUAGUUUCUUUGGAAACUGAAUAUUUUUUGGGCAUUAUAGCAACUAAAUAUGGUUUAGAAGCUUCAGGAUGUGUAGCCGUGGCUAAGCAUGUCAAAUUAAACUGUCCAAACCUUCUAUUUUCUAAUCUAAUGACCAUCAGGCUGCCAGACAUCUCGACUCGUGAAAAAUUUUCAGUUGAUCAUUUAAACUUCAAAUGGUACAUUCACUUAUUUUAUCCCAUUCUUCUAAUGAUUUUGUUUGUAUGAAUAGUAAUGUUCAUUUCAAUCAUGGCUCGUAGCAGAAUCCACUUGUUAUAUUCUAGGAAAGAUAAGGUGGAUUAGUUUAAGCAACGUAAAAAUGCCGGAAAAAAGCAUCCCAUGUGAGAGGGAAGAAGCUUUAUGGGAUGUUUCAAAGUCCAGAAAACCAGAAAUCAUUUUAACAUUUGCAUUAAAUAGCCACUUACAGCAUAAGAUGAUCUUAAAAUAAUAUGAUGAUGAUUAAUAAACCCAACAAAGAAAUCAUCAACCAAAUGCAAGUCUGCCAUAAAUUUGUGAAUGAUCUGAAGAUUAGGAGGGCCAAAAGAAUAUUUGUCUAUAAUUAAGAAAGAGAGAGAAAUUGUUAGUUGGAAGAUAUCAUCUUCAAUAAUAUUAAGCACAUGUUUGUCAUAAGAAGUGGAUGGCUGCAUGCAUAUGUUGAGGAUAUAGAUCUUGCCAAAAAAUAGAGCACUGAAUACUUGAAGCUUUCGACCCUCCCAACAACACAUUGUUGAAGGAGAAGGGAGUGCGAGUGCGAGCAAGGAAACUCAUAGAUGCUUUGUAGGGAGGCAAAGCUGCAAGAAAUAGAGGAGUUUGUUCGCUUAACAAUAUCAACCCGAUGAAGUUGAUGAAAAUAAAGACUCCAGUGAUAGUGAUUGUGAAUGUGAAAUGUUGGUGAUGAGUGAAGAGAUGACAAAGUUAAAAACUACAAUAAAUGAUGAGGAGACUCGAUGAUGAAGGGGUUGGGUUAUCCUCGAGCUAUACAAUAUUAUUAACAACAUCAAUCAGGGAGGCCUGAGGUAACCUACAAACACCAACAACAGAUGUGCAAUGAGAGGAAGCUAUGCUAAUGAAUUGGCCUACAAGAUGUGACAGAGCAUUGGAGAUUCACUCUAGAGAAAAGCAAGUGUGAGGAGUAAUGAGCUAAACCAAGAGCCCGUGCGUAUGAGGAUGCAAGCACGUGCUUGAGUGAGAGCAUGGAAGGGUCAAUCACAUCAACAAGGAGCCUAGCAAGCGGAAGAGCCAUGUGGGUUGCAAUGUGGCAAGCCCUGCAAAGGGCAAGAAGUGGUAGAGCAAAUGAAAGGUGUUUUAGAUGGGGAUGGGGACCUUAUUUUUUAACUGUUUCAUUAGUUUCGAGCAUACAACAAAGUGUUUAUUUGACAACUUUACUUUGUUCAAGCAAUUUCGUGCAGCUAAAUCUGGUGUAGAACCAUCAGAUUGUGUGGCUCUAGCAAAGCAUGUCAAGCAAAACUGUCCAAAUCUUGUAUUUUCUGGUCUAAUGACUAUCGGACGGCCGGACUACACCUCGUCUCCUGAAAAUUUUCAGGUAUUGUCUUCUUGCAAGGAUGAAGUUUGCAAAGAGCUUGGAAUGCCAGAAUGCCAAUGUGAGCUUUCAAUGGGUAUGUCUGGUGACUUUGAGAAAGCUAUUGAAAUGGGCAGCACCAAUGUGAGAAUUGGAUCAACUAUA
Messenger RNA from Phalaenopsis equestris, 1711 nucleotides. RefSeq names its product proline synthase co-transcribed bacterial homolog protein-like. The transcript has 3 exons. Lineage: Eukaryota; Viridiplantae; Streptophyta; Magnoliopsida; Asparagales; Orchidaceae. Gene Ontology annotation, molecular function: pyridoxal phosphate binding. Gene Ontology annotation, cellular component: intracellular anatomical structure. The annotation marks the transcript as partial. The record is from RefSeq and is a predicted model, not a curated record.